GCGAAGGCGGCGCAGGUCGCAAGCUGCAGAUCUUUCAGCAAGGGCAAGGAACGCAACCCCGUUGCCAGAUUCAUGCGCGAAAUAGGUCUGCCCCAAUACAUCGAUGCCUUGUUCAGAGAUGGCUUUGACGACAUGGAGACCCUGCUUGAGAUUCAGGAUGAGCACCUGGAGGCGAUGGGCUUCUUGCCGGGACAUAUUCUCAAGAUGAAGAAACGUCUUCGCGAAUCAAAAGACAGCCCACCGCUGUCGGCGAUUCGAAGCACCGAGCUUGGGCUGGGCAAGGAGCCGACGACGAAGCCCAGUGCCGUUGAAGUGACGCCAAGUACAUUUCGCCUCUCUCAAGAAGUCAUUGAUGUCGCUCAGCGAAGCUGGCGGGAAAUGCGGCCCAGCAUCGGCACGAUUGCAGAGGCUUUUUGCAAGAAUCUGUUUAUCUUGAACCCAUCAUCGAAGGCAUUGUUUCCGAUGGCUGUGCGCAACCGCUACAGGGACUGGACCAGUCCGAUCGAGCAGACCUUCGAGACGUCCAUAUCGUCCAUCGCCUUGCGUGAGCUCUUCUCCAAGAUGGUCUCUGCACUGGGCGCUGCCGUGAUGAGACUUCAGAACCCAGGAAAGGUGGUUCUGGAAAUGAGUGCUCUUGGGCUUCGCCAUGCCGACUAUGGCGUAAAGGAGGAGCACUUGAAGGCCUUCGGCCAAGCUCUUCUUCUUGCUUUCAGAGGCCAGUGUCGCUUCCUAACACCGGAAGCAGAUCAAGCUUGGAUCACGGUCUUCGACUUUGUCUCCUCGGCGGUGGCCCGCGGGAUACGUGAGGCCGGCGAGAUCCAGGCGAAAGCCCCGGCCCCUCCGUCCGAUGGCUCGAAGACGCUGCUCUCUCGGCCCCAAGCAGGCAAAGCUGCCGCAAAGGAGUUCAAGCCUCCAUCGAGGUUGUUGGAAACAGCUCAGCAGCCGGGCAUGGUGCCUUCGAGCGGAACCAUCAGCACUGUGCAGCAGAGUUGGAUGGUGGUGAAGGAACUCGGAGUUGCGAACAUCGGCGAGAUAAUGUACAAGCACUUGUUCAAGAUUGCACCAGUAACCAAGUCGCUCUUCCCAGUCAGUGUGCGCAAGCGCUACCGCGACUGGAGCUGCAGCGAGGAGGAGGUUGAGGAUGGUUUCGAGAACUCCCCGGCGCUGCGCAACCUUUUCGCCAAGGUUGUCGAGGCGGUGGGAAGUGCGGUGGCUGGACUGCACAAUAUCUCGAGGCUCGUCGCUGAGUUGAAUGCAUUGGGAAUGCGUCACAUCAACUACAACAUGAAAGAGGAGUUCUUCGAAUACGGCGGCCAAGCCCUGGUGCUGACCUUGCAGGACGGACUGGGCACGUCUUUGACUGAAGACGUCAAGCAGGCCUGGGUAGCAGUCUACGAGUUCAUCUCUGCUUGCAUCAUCAGCGGACUUCGCUUCGCCCAAGAGAAGGAGUCGCUGGUGAGGGCGUUGCAGUACGUGCCUAGUCGGAGGGAUCCUCCCGCAGCCACAGAUGGCUGCAGCCCACAGUCCUUGAGCUCCAAUGUCAGCCAGAAUGUUUCAGACGUCCUUCGGCCACAAAGGCUGCGCUGGAAGGAUGGCCGCUGGCUCAAACCGAGGCCGAGGCCGAGGUCUCGCUCGGCGAGGUCGAGUCUGAACUCGGGCAGAGGCUCGGACGAAGGUCCCUCGACAGCUCCGCCCCAAGAGGAGACGAAGGCUCAAGGGCCUCUGGCUGCUUGGCUUUGCAGCUUGGGAAUGGAGCGCUAUCAGGCAACCUUGGAAGGCUUCUUCGAUGACCCGGAGCAGGUGUUCCUGGCAUACACGACGCCGGCCACCAUGGGGGAGCCUCAUUUCGACAGCGGCUUCUUUGCCGAGGUGGGCGUGACAGACGAGGUUCAUCAGCGCACCUUUGAGCGAUGGUUCGUGGAGAAGCUACACAAGGCGCGGGUACCAGCCGUUUCGACGGCGAGAGCCUCGCCAGGCCGCUUGCCGGAGCCGGUUCAGCCGAGGGAGGGAGAGAAGACUCGGCCGUCGUUGGAGCCAGAGAAGAGCCGAAGCAUCGGGCGAAGAGCACCGAGGCGCAGCCAGGAGCUUCUUGGAAGGGUGCAAAGGCCGAUGCCCGCAUCGCAGGAAGCCGCCUGGCUUCGAUCGGCAGAGCUGGUCUUGGACAGCAAUGCCAGCAGCAGUGACACACCCGCGUGCCGUGAAAAGAGGACAGAGAUCCUGAUUGCGGGGCAUCCGUCUGGAUCGGGCAAGUCCGUUUACGCCUACGCCUUCGACGUGAUGUCCAAGGAGGCCUUUGCGGCCAAGAAGGUGUCAAUCGAUGAGGUGGCAGAGCGCGACAUCCCAGAAGAAGAGUGGCCUGAUUGGAGGCAAGCGGAAGCCGAGGAGUCGGAGUUGGCCAAGAUCGCAGCUUCGGGGGCGGUCAAGGUUUUGACUCCCGCCGAGUCGGCCGAGUCGAACAAAGUUCUUCGAGGAGCUGGGGCGCGCCGGUCACUUGGACCGGGUGAUAGACAGCAGGUUUGUGUGCAGGAAGAAGCCAAGCGAGCAGAUUGGCGAGCCCAGCACUUUCAAAAGCCGAUGGUGUGUUCGAGGCGAUCAAGGCCCGGAUGCUCCGGACCUGAGUGCGUACUCACCUACCGUCACGACCCAGAACUUGCAGGCGAUCCUUCAGCUGGCAGCCUCUUGAAAGAUGCCUGGGACCUGCGGCGACUUGAGGCAACAUUUACCCAAAGUGACAGGUUGCAGCGUGCUGCCGGGAAGCUAUAUGUGAGGCAAUCACGCGGUGGGCUUCCAGGCAUGGAGCCGGAAGUCGUCAUGGAGGAGUUUGGGUACAAGCAGUCCAGGAUCGACCCCACCGGCUUGCAUGAGUUGAGGAUGACCCGGUUUCCGGGGCGCUUCAAGUUCUGCAUGCACAAGAAGUUUCAGGAGUUGGCCGAUGGCACCAUGUUCAAUGGAAGAAGGAUUCAGCAAGGACAAGACGGAAACAUCCGUGUGGACAUGGGCAAGUUCAUUGAGGAACGGCUGCAUCCAAUGGCCAUUCCCAAGGCGAAAGAUAUGCAAGACAUCAACUGCAGCAUCGCCGGCGCAAAGGUUGUUCUUCAGCGACCCAUGGCACCGCAACUCGAGCACGUGCGCCAGUUUGAGAAGCAGAAGCAGCCUCACCAGCCAAAGCAACAGCAGCUCAAGCAGCAGGGCCAGCCGAACCCGCGGGCAUACCGCCAGCAAAAGCAGCCGAUGCAUCAGCAGAAGCAGGGCGUGUCUGGUGCGAUGGGGGCACACCCGGCCUACGGCCACCAAAGUCAACCGAAGGACACUUCCUUUCAAGAGCCAAAGCUUCGGGAACAAAGCCCUCCACUCAAGGAAGCGGCGGGCCUGCCGGACGAGCCUGACGCCCCAGCGAGGGGCGCACAACACAGACCGGAGCCACAGGUGCCGCAGCCGCCAGAGGUGCCGCAGCCGCCACAGCCGCCGCCACAGCCACAGCCCAGUUUGAGCGAAGCGCAGCAGGCGAACCGGAUCCGCGAGAGCCAAGAGAGGGAAAACCAGAGACAGCCAAAGCAGCCUGCCCAGAAAGUUCCCAGUGUGUCGCAAGAGGCUUCCACGAUGUCAAGCCGCGAACCCGGCCAAACUCAGGAGGCCAAGGGAGACUGGGCCUCGAAGCUCCGUGCGGCCAGAGAGGCUGCAGCGAGCCUGCCAGAAAGAGAUGCAAGGCAGCACGUCGUCAUUGCGAUUCUGGGACAUACUGGUGCUGGAAAGUCCACGCUGUUCGCGGCGCUCCUGCGUGCGUGCGGGGCCUGGGACCAGCGCAGUGUGGAGAAGUUCUUCAAGGCGCCUCAGCAGCCCGGUGAGCUUCUGGCGGAGCGCUGCUCAACGCCAGGCCGGCGCUUCACUUUGCUGGACGUUCCAGGGCGUCGAAGCAACGUCGCGCAGGCACUCCACUCGAGGUCCGCCAAAGCAGCGGAGUCGCAGCCUGAGAAUGCCCCCCGUUGGAUUCGAGCAUCGCGCGUGGCGGGCAGCCAGCUCAGCUUCGCAGGAGCGGUCAUUGCCGUCAACAAACUCGGUGAUGCAAGCAAGGCACCCUGGUGCAGCGAACGGUUUGAGGCGGUGAAAGCCAAAGUCGCGGCCGCUCUCGGAGAGGUUGGUUUCACUUCGGACAGCCUUCGCUUCGUCCCUGUCUGUGCUCUCCAUGGCACGAACGUGAAUCUGGAGGACCGCCUGGUCUGUGGCGCAUGCGACGGCUGGUACUCUGAAGGAUCACUGUUGGAGCUUCUCGAGACUUGUCCGGUUUCCGUUCGUCGAGAGAAUGCAGACGGCGGUCCGCAGCGAGUGAGCGUUCUGGGCUGCGAGAAGCAAGGCAACAGCUCCUUCGUUCUCUGCCGGGUGGAGGCAGGGGAUGUGGAGGCUGGCUCAGUGCUUCAGCACGCACCGUCCGGUCAGGAGUGCGGAGUCCUUGCCAUUCAAGCCUGGGGACAA
Messenger RNA from Symbiodinium necroappetens, 4470 nucleotides. NCBI's taxonomy places the organism in Eukaryota, Dinophyceae, Suessiales, Symbiodiniaceae. The record is from the annotation of a GenBank genome assembly.